This is a messenger RNA of Apodemus sylvaticus (European woodmouse), 3447 nucleotides long. RefSeq names its product dual specificity tyrosine phosphorylation regulated kinase 3 (gene Dyrk3). Gene Ontology annotation, cellular component: nucleus. The coding region runs from base 141 to 1901 and encodes 586 amino acids. The record is from RefSeq and is a predicted model, not a curated record. The transcript is spliced from 3 exons. NCBI's taxonomy places the organism in Eukaryota, Metazoa, Chordata, Mammalia, Rodentia, Muridae. Gene Ontology annotation, molecular function: protein serine/threonine kinase activity; ATP binding; protein serine/threonine/tyrosine kinase activity. Gene Ontology annotation, biological process: cytoplasmic stress granule disassembly; positive regulation of cell cycle G2/M phase transition; peptidyl-threonine phosphorylation.
GCGGCCGCUCCCGCGUGGUCUCCCUGCGGACGGCGCGAGCCCAGAGCGGAGCCGCGGCUAGUAGCGAAGCCAGCAGGUGCGGUGCUGGAGGCGACCCACCCGGCCAACCGCCGCCUCUGUGCCCGCGGGGUGAGCUCGCGAUGGGAGGCGCAGCCCGCGAGCGCGGGAGGAAGGACGCGGCGCUGCCGGGGGCCGGGCUCCCGCCGCAGCAGCGGAGGUUGGGGGAUGGUGUCUAUGAUACCUUCAUGAUGAUAGAUGAGACCAGGUGCCCGCCCUGUUCAAACACGCUUUGCAAUCCCUCUGAAGCCCUUGUGUCCAGAAGGCUAAAUAUUACCGCUGAGCCGUUCACGAGGGGCCACACUCAGCACUUUGUGAAUGGAAGUGAGAUGAAGGUGGAGCAGCUGUUUCAAGAAUUUGGCAACAGAAGAUCCAAUACUCUCCAGUCAGACAGCAUCAGCAACUCUGAAAAGUCCUCUCCUGCUUCUCAGGGGAAAAGUUCAGAAAGCCUGAAUACAGUGAAAUGCAGCCUCUCAUCCCGAUCAUCUAAGGUGCUGCCUCUGACUCCCGAGCAAGCUCUGAAGCAGUAUAAACACCACCUCACUGCCUACGAGAAGAUGGAGAUCACCAGCUACCCAGAAAUCUACUUUGUGGGUCCAAAUGCCAAGAAACGACAAGGAGUUAUUGGUGGUCCCAAUAACGGGGGAUACGACGAUGCAGAUGGGGCCUAUAUUCACGUGCCUCGGGACCAUCUGGCUUACCGCUACGAGGUGCUGAAAAUUAUCGGAAAGGGGAGUUUUGGACAGGUCGCCCGGGUCUAUGAUCACAAACUUCGACAGUACGUGGCGCUAAAAAUGGUGCGUAACGAGAAACGCUUCCAUCGCCAGGCAGCGGAGGAGAUCCGGAUUUUGGAGCAUCUCAAAAAGCAAGAUAAAACUGGCAGCAUGAAUGUUAUCCACAUGCUAGAAAGUUUCACCUUCCGGAACCACGUGUGCAUGGCCUUUGAAUUGCUGAGCAUAGACCUGUAUGAACUCAUUAAGAAGAACAAGUUUCAGGGUUUCAGCGUCCAGUUGGUUCGAAAGUUCGCCCAGUCCAUCCUGCAGUCCUUAGAUGCUCUUCACAAAAAUAAGAUCAUUCACUGUGACCUGAAGCCAGAAAACAUUCUCCUGAAACAUCAUGGCCGAAGUGCAACCAAGGUCAUCGACUUUGGGUCCAGCUGCUUCGAGUAUCAGAAGCUUUACACGUAUAUCCAGUCUCGUUUCUACAGAGCCCCAGAGAUCAUCCUGGGGUGCCGCUACAGCACCCCCAUCGACAUAUGGAGCUUUGGUUGCAUCCUUGCUGAACUUUUGACAGGACAGCCCCUGUUCCCUGGAGAGGAUGAAGGAGACCAGUUGGCCUGCAUGAUGGAGUUGCUAGGAAUGCCACCACAGAAACUUCUGGAGCAGUCCAAACGUGCCAAGUACUUUAUUAACUCCAGAGGCUUGCCUCGCUACUGCUCCGUAACUACCCAGACGGACGGGAGGGUGGUGCUUCUCGGAGGUCGCUCACGCAGGGGUAAAAAGCGAGGCCCGCCAGGCAGCAAAGACUGGGCCACUGCACUGAAGGGGUGUGACGACUACUUGUUCAUAGAGUUUCUGAAAAGAUGCCUUCAGUGGGACCCCUCUGCCCGCCUCACCCCAGCUCAAGCAUUAAGACAUCCGUGGAUUAGUAAGUCCACGCCCAGACCCCUCACCAUGGACAAGGUGUCAGGGAAACGGGUGGUUAAUCCUACAAAUUCUUUCCAGGGACUGGGUUCCAAGCUGCCUCCAGUCGUUGGAAUAGCCAGUAAGCUCAAAGCGAACCUAAUGUCCGAAACCAGUGGGAGUAUACCUCUGUGCAGUGUGUUGCCAAAGCUGAUUAGCUAAUGGACCACUCAGAGACUCAUACAUUUUUAAUUACCUUGCAAACAUGCAAAUGGAAAAAAAAAAUAAUUGGAGGCCAUUCACUCAUGGAUUUGUUUUUGUUAGACUUUUUUAACAAGGCAGAACAUUUUUAUAUGACUAUAAAAGAACGCUUCAAGGGCUAAUGUCUAACCAGCUUGUAUUGGCCAUCUGGAGUAUGCAUUAAAUGACUUUUUAAUAGGUCAGUGCAUAGUCGUCAUUCUCGUCAGAGGUGCUCCAACCCAUGUAUUACACUCUUGGUUUAAAUCUCUCUCAAGAUAGAAGAUAUUCUUUUUAUUAUGUUUUUAGUGUUUUUUUUUUUUUAAUUUUAUGUACAUUGAUGGUUUGCAUGUAUGCCCAUGUUAGGCCGUUAGGGUGUCAGAUCUUGGAGUUAUAGGCAGAUGUGAGCCCCCAUGUGGGUGCUGGGAAUUGAACCUGUGUCCUCUGGAAGGGCACUCAGAGCUCUUAACCACCGAGCCAUCUCUCCAGGUGCUAGGUAGAAGAUAUUCUAAAAAUAUAAGCUAUUUCUCUCCUCGUCUCCCUUAGCAUCUAUUCUGGAGGGUAUUGAGCUGUGGAAGGCAUGGAUGUAAGGCAAAGCUAGAAGUCUUAACCUUAACCCCAGCAAGCAAUUCUGCGGGCUCAUUCUAGGUGGGAAGACUCGCAGAGGAAUAUGGGGAGCUGUUUGGCACCUGGCACCUGCCGCUGGGGUUCAGCUUUUAGUUCUCUGGUUUCUGUGUUUAGGUCAUAGUGCUUUAUGGUUUCGUCUUUUAUUACUUUGCCUCUGAUUUAUAGCCUGGGACCUCAGCGGUUUACAGAUCUUACUCUUUACCAAAUAACCCUGUAGUUAACGCUGUUUUCAUAAAUUCCCUCCCAAAGGCCAGUGUGUUAAAGGCUCGCUGCCCAGCACUGUGGGGAAGUGCUGGGGUCUCCGAGGCUGUGAGCCUUGUGGAUGUUGGGCUGUUCAUUGAAGGUGCUUUUAAUGAGGCCCGUGGGGCCCUCGGUCUCAUUCUCUUCUUCUUUUAACUGCUAGCCAUCAAGUGAAGGGCUUUGCUCUGCCAAACACCUCAUUGUGGUAGGAUACCACAGACUUAGGCCAGCAGUGCUCUUCCGCCAACGGACUGAACCGUCUGAACACGAUAAAGCUUUCCCUUUACAAGUUCAUUACCUUGGGUAUUUGCUAACAGUAAUAAAGAGCUAACCCAUGUUGAUUUUAAAGCUAACGUAUGCACCCCUCCUCGGCCAACUCAAGAGAAGAUAACUUUAUGUCACAAAAGACCCAGGGCAUCAAAGGUAGCGUCAGCAUGAAAACCACCGUCCCUUCCUUGGUCAUCAGUGGCCAGACUACUAGCUGCAUUGUCACGGACUCCGGACUUUAUGAAGGUGGUCGCCGUCGGGUAACCUCCACUUGCACCUUAAUGUCCCACACUUAUGCUCUGAACGCCCCACCCUCGCUGGAUUCCAGGCAAACCCCCAUUAUAUGAAGAAAAGCACCCGAAAGUCCGGAAAUACAAUCAUCUGUUUUCCUAAUCAA